UUACAUUACUUUCAAUUUCCACAUCAUGAUUAGUAAAUAUUAUUUAAUUCGGUUUGAGCUAGUUCGACCCGUAACGUUAGUAUUGAAAGAGUAAGUCGCAAAUGAUAUUUCCAACGAGGAAGAUGGAAUCUGGUAAUUUAUUCAAUCCUGAUAUUAGAGUGAAAGAUGAGCCUCGUGAUGACCCUCUCAAUGAUGAUGAUGGUUAUAAAAUAAUUGUCACGACACCCGUCACUCAAAAUAUUAAAUACGAAAGGUUCCAGCCCAAAAAUUCAACCCAAAAGCUUCUUCAAAUUUAUGACGAAAAUCACGAAAAUGAACGUGAUAACAUCCAAAUCGAAUUGGAAUGUAUAGACAUGAAGCCCAAUUUAUUGGCGGUUGCGAAAAUUGAAGAUCAUUCUCCAAAUCAAUGGCAGGAUAGCGAUGAUUAUAAAAGCGGAAGCAAAAUAAAACUCGAAACUGUCGGGACAGUGAAGAAGAAAAUUUUAAGCGAAGAAGAGACUGAUUUGAAUUUCAGACGUGGACUCAGCGAGCAAAAUAAAACAGGAACUGCCUCAAAAGAGCUGAACAAUGAAAAUAGGCUCAAAACUCACAAUGAUACUAGGCAUAAUAAAAUCACACAUGAUUGUGAUAUUUGCGGAAAAUCAUUCAAAUAUAAGAGUAAUCUCCAAACACACAUGGAUUCGGUGCAUUGUAAAAUUAGGCAUGCAUGCGAUACAUGGCAAAAGACAUUCUCAGACAGAAGUAAUCUCAGAAAUCACAUCGAUUCGGUGCACCGUAAAAUCACGCAUUCAUGUGGUAUAUGCCAAAAGAUAUUCACACAAAAAGCUUAUCUCACAAUCCACAUCAAAUCGGUGCAUAAUGGUGACAGACAUGCAUGCGAUAUUUGCGGAAAUAUGUUCAAACAAAGAACUGGUCUCAAACGCCACAUAGAUUCGGCGCAUAAUGAAGUCAGGCAUACAUGCGAUAUAUGCCAAAAGACGUUCUUAGACAAGAGUAAUCUUAAAAAACACAUCGAUUCGGUGCAUAAUGGUGUCAGACAUGCAUGCGAUAUAUGCCAAACGACAUUCUCAGACAAGAGUAGUCUAAAGAGGCACAUCGAUUCGGUGCACAAGCGAGACGGACAUGCAUGUGACAUUUGUGAAAAGACAUUCUCACAAAAAAGUCAUCUCAAAACCCACACCGAAUCGGUGCAUUAUGGUAUUUCACAUGCAUGUGACGUAUGUGGAAAGACAUUCACACAGAAUUGUCAACUCAAAGUCCACACCGAUUCGGUGCACCGUAAAAUUACGCAUCCAUGCGAUAUAUGCUUAAAGACAUUCUCAACCAAAAGUAAUCUCAGAUAUCACAUCAAUUCGGUGCACAACCGGGUCCGAUAUUCAUGUGAUAAAUGCCUAAAGACAUUCUCAGACAAGAGUAGUUUCAAAAAGCAUAUGGAUGCAGAGCAUAUUGGAAUCACCUAUUCAUGUGAUUUUUGUGGAAAAAAAUAUAAAUAUCAAACUAAUCUGAGUAAGCAUGUCAAAUCUUCGCAUAAUGGCAUCAUUCAUAAAUGCGCGACAUGCGGAAAGCCAUUCGGACAGAAAAAAAAUCUUAAAGCUCAUAUCGACACGGCGCAUAAGUCACGUAAUCAGACAUGUUAAAUAUUCAUUAUUUAUGUUCAAAUGUGUUAAAAAUUUUGAUGUACGAUACAGUGUAAUUGUUCAGAAGACUGAAAUAAAAAAAUUUUUGAUACCUUGUUGAAGAAUUUUUGAAAAAAAAAAAAACUGAAUAGUGUCUCUCAAAAUUGUUACCAUACACUCACAAUAACUACAACGCAUACGAGACGUUUUUUGAAAUUUUGAUUUCAAAAAUAUUUAUUGACAAAAAUAUUGAUAAAGAAACGUUUUUUCUUAAUUUCCCGAAAUAUAUGUAUACCACAUUUUGUCAAUUAUGCCUCAAUCAAAGAUCAUUAUAUUAGCGCUAUAAAGUCAUUAGAGUCAUGGUAAAAAUUUAGAGAUAAUCGGUCCAGUAAAUUUCAAAAUUUUUUC
Messenger RNA from Trichogramma pretiosum, 2024 nucleotides. Its product is annotated as zinc finger protein OZF-like. The record is from RefSeq and is a predicted model, not a curated record. The transcript has 3 exons. Gene Ontology annotation, molecular function: RNA polymerase II cis-regulatory region sequence-specific DNA binding; DNA-binding transcription factor activity, RNA polymerase II-specific. The coding region runs from base 102 to 1637 and encodes 511 amino acids. Gene Ontology annotation, biological process: regulation of DNA-templated transcription. NCBI's taxonomy places the organism in Eukaryota, Metazoa, Arthropoda, Insecta, Hymenoptera, Trichogrammatidae.